This is a messenger RNA of Musa acuminata subsp. malaccensis (wild Malaysian banana), 1979 nucleotides long. RefSeq names its product cyclin-T1-2. The record is from RefSeq and is a predicted model, not a curated record. Gene Ontology annotation, molecular function: cyclin-dependent protein serine/threonine kinase activator activity. Gene Ontology annotation, cellular component: cyclin/CDK positive transcription elongation factor complex; nucleus. Gene Ontology annotation, biological process: positive regulation of DNA-templated transcription, elongation; regulation of transcription by RNA polymerase II. NCBI's taxonomy places the organism in Eukaryota, Viridiplantae, Streptophyta, Magnoliopsida, Zingiberales, Musaceae.
GGUUAGUUGGAUACUUGUGCGGUUUCUCUAUCAUCAUCCUUCUCUCUCCUCCCGGUCUCCCCUCCUCUUCCAUUUCUUGUUCUUGGGCACUCGUCUCUUCCUUCCGUCCUAGGAAUUCAGAGGCAAUCGCUGCGCAUCUUUCCCAAGGAAAUUGGUCCGAUCCUUCAAGAAAGUCAAGAGUAUCACUUUGCAUAGUGGAACAAGCAAUUUAAAGGCACUAAUUGGCUAUAAUAUUUCGGAUUGCAAGGCAAAACAAAAAAGAUGGGAGAGCCAUCAGAGGCCUCUUUCGACAUUGGAAUGAUAAAUGGGGAGUGCAGUGUGGAAAAUAAAUUGCUUCAUCGAUUCAGGUCAACCUGGUAUUUCAGUAAAGAAGAGAUCGAGGAGAACUCUCCUUCAAGGAAAGAUGGCAUUGAUUCGAGGAAGGAGUCACAACUUCGGAUGUUAUACUGUUCAUUCAUUCGGGAUAUUGGCAUCAGACUUGGAUUGCCACAAGUUACAAUCGCCACUGCCAUUAUGUAUUGUCAUCGUUUCUAUCUCCACCAAUCCCAUGUGAAGAAUGACUGGCAGACAGUUGCAACAGUAUGCAUGUUUCUUGCUUCCAAGGUAGAAGAGACACCUUGUGGUUUGGACAAGAUUGUUGUUGUGGCAUAUGAAACAAUGUACAAAAGAGAUCCCACUGCUAUAAGGAAAAUUCGUCAAAAAGACACUUUUGAGAAGCAAAAGGCUUUGAUAUUGAUUGGGGAGAGACUGCUUCUAUCAACAAUUCGGUUUGAUUUUACUGUUCUUCAUCCUUAUAAACCACUUCUCGAUGCUCUAAAGAAACUUGGGAUUACUCAGAAGGAAGUAAGACAAGUAGCAUGGAACUAUGUGAAUGACUGGCUUUGGACUACAUUGUGCCUGCAAUAUAAAUCCCAUUACAUAGCAGCUGGUUCCCUCUUUCUUGCUGCUAAGCUUCAUAAUCUAAAACUUCCUUCAGAGAGGGGAGGUUAUGUCUGGUGGCAUGAAUUUGAUGUCAACCCUCAGCAAUUAGAAGUGGUAAUUCAGCAAAUGAAGCAGCUUUUGGUGUAUAAUAGAAGGUGCUCUGUGACUCCAUUCGAGAAACCAGUUCCUAUAGCAGCCAACAAAGAGGUUUCCAGCAGCCCAGACUCUGUUUUGGAUCGGCCAGACUCCUCCAGAAGCAGCUCUAGCCAAGAAUCUGAUAUAGAUCAUAAAAGCCAUAAACCCAAGGAUUCCACCAAUCAUGUCGUGAUCAACAUGCCAAAUGCAGCUGGAGAGCAGAACCUGGUGGAGGAUAGAUUCGAACCUCAGAGCGAGAUGAGGGGUUUUGAAAUCCCCGUUGAUGUUGCCGAUAAUGAGAUGUCGGGAAGGAACAUGGACCAAGCAAGGACAAAAGGGGACCAAUCUUGUGGUGGACUUGGUAAAGUUGACAUGGAUAGAAUCAAGGCAACUAUCAAGAAGAGGAAGAGGGAAAAAGAGAUGAAUAAGCUGGCCAUGAUGGCUAAUGAUACCAGUGAAGAUGCUUGGAUUGAGAGAGAACUAGAAGCUGGGAUAGAGCUGGAAGUUGAAUCUGCUGCAAAGAAAUAAAUGUUGCUUGAGCUAUGAAACAAAUAGUCGGCUAAUAUUCUACUUAUCAAUUAUAUCUUCAUUGCCCCAAGUUGCUGGUCUGGAAAACCGCAAUCAAGCCGAAACUGUUCACUGACUUGAUUUAAUGAGAAAAUCAAAUGUUAUCUUUGUCUUACACUAAAGCCCUUGGCAUUUUGUUGAUCUAUCUUUAACUUUCCCUACACUGGAGCGCUACUGCUGCUGCUAUAGAAUCUAUACUGCAGGUGCUGAAAUCAUUUGAUGGUGUACACUUAGACUUAUGUGGCUAGUUGAAGCAUUUUACGAGAACUGGAUUUUGUAUAAUUUGAGAAUGUAAUGACAACGCAGAAUGUAGUUGCGAUUGAAGAAAUUGCCUGACAAAAUAUUCUUGGUGUCGA